CCCCAGAAGCGCUGCAACAGCUCACAUUCCGCGCCACUGUCCCAGCUCUUCACAGUGUAGCAUAGCUUAAUGAAGCAAAAAGAGAUUUAUUUGUUGUUUACAAAAAUACUAAACCACCUAAAGCUACUUAAUAAGCAGAAGCUCCCCGUUUCGAUUUAAUCAAAUCCAAACUAAACGACAACUACAAGUCAUUUGCGAGAUUUAAACGUCUGUUAGCAUGAUACAUCUAGAUGUAACGUUAUCUGUUUUGUUUUUACCAAUAUCAUCAAGCUAACAAAAACACUUGCUCACAAAAAGCCUUAAUUUAAAGGUGAGAAGCAGUUCACAGCUUUUACGGUAAUCUUAGUCGAAUAAAAGACAGGAUGCCAGUGCACUCAAGAGAAAAGAAGGAGAGCAACCAUGAAGAGAUGGAGGUGGAUUUCGCAGAGCAAGAGGGGAGCACUUCAGAAGAUGAGGAUACAGAGAGCUCUUCUGUCUCCGAGGAUGGAGAAAGUUCAGAAAUGGACGAUGAAGACUGUGAAAGGAGAAGAAUGGAAUGCCUUGACGAAAUGACCAAUCUAGAAAAACAAUUUACUGAUCUCAAAGACCAGUUAUAUAAAGAAAGACUCAGUCAAGUUGAUGCCAAACUUCAGGAAGUGAUGUCAGGAAAGGCCCCCGAGUACCUGGACCCUCUUGCAACUCUUCAGGAGAAUAUGCAAGUCAGAACUAAAGUUGCAGGUAUCUACAGAGAGUUGUGCUUGGAAUCAGUGAAGAAUAAAUACGACUGUGAAACCCAAGCAGCGCUCCAGCACUGGGAGAGUGAGAAACUCUUAUUAUUUGAUACGGUUCAGAGUGAACUGGAGGAGAAGAUCAGACGUUUGGAGGAAGACCGCCAUAGUAUAGAUAUUACCUCAGAGCUCUGGAAUGAUGAGUUACAAUCAAGAAAAAACAAGAAGAAAGAUCCCUUCAGUCCAGACAAAAAGAAAAAGCCUGUUGUUGUGUCCGGGCCAUAUAUAGUUUACAUGUUGCAAGACCUGGAUAUACUGGAGGACUGGACUGCUAUUAGAAAGGCCAUGGCAACAUUAGGACCUCACAGAGUAAAGACUGAUGUGUCUUCAAAGAUUGAGAAACACCAGCACAAUGCCCGCUCGGAGGAUGGACGCUUGUUUUACGACGGGGAUUGGUACAGCCGCGGACAAGCCAUAUGUAUUGACAAGAAAGACGAGUAUCCUACGAGUGCUAUAAUAACAACAAUCAAUCACGAUGAAGUCUGGUUCAAACGAGUCGAUGGGAGCAAGUCAAAACUCUACAUCUCACAGCUUCAGAAAGGCAAAUACUCCAUAAAACAUGGCUGAUCUACCCGAGAUCUGGUCAGAUGUCAGUGCGGCAGUCUGAAAUGUUUAAUAGUGCCAUUUUAUGUACAGUAUAUUGUGAUUUAAAUACCUUUUUUUAUGUUUGAAAACAGAUACGUUUGUGUAUUGUCUGUCGUUUGAAAUGUGGGGAAAGCUGAUGUUAUUUUAUUGUACAGUAUAUUAAAUGCAACACCAUUUGUAAGAUUAUGAGGCUGGACAAAUUCAACCAUGUAUUUUAAUUACAGGUGAAGUUCCUACAAUGAGGUGUUAUACUUUUGUAUUUUGACGACUGGGUUUAUUUGCCAUCUAAAUUCUGCUCAGUUAAUGCCGUUCGAACCCAGUUCUGAUGUGUAGUAAUUUUUAAUGUUGUGUCAAGCCACCAAAUUGUAUCCUACUUUUAUUUUUUACAUUUCUGCCUCAUUAUUGUGUUCAUAUAUACAAAUGACAGUUUCCAUCCUUGGUAACUUUUUAGUGUAAUGAUGAAACGCUCUUGUCCGUCCAACAUCUUUUAUGAAAUACAGAUUAAGGAUUUUUAGGAGUGAAUAAACAAGACGUUAUCACAACUUCUCAGAGUCUCAGGCCUUUAAACAGCUGUUUACUGUCUAUUGUGUUAAGAUGUGAUCUGAUGCUGCUCUAUAUUUCCAGUCUGGUCAAGCCAAUACUUUUUAUCAUACAUUGUAAUGUACAUCUUAGCUCUGUGGUCAUUGGUUGUGUUUUUAUUUUAUGUGGGGUUAUAUCACCACCCUCUGGUUUGUUGUUGUACUGUGCCUGUUUAACAUUUCUUGUUUUAUCCAUACUUUAGAAAAUUCUGUGCUGAAUGUAUUUUUUGUCAGUUUCUAAUUAAUUCACAUUGAACAAACUCUCAAAUACAGCAUUUCAAUAUCAA
Molecule: messenger RNA, 2217 nt
Organism: Pimephales promelas (fathead minnow)
Lineage: Eukaryota; Metazoa; Chordata; Actinopteri; Cypriniformes; Leuciscidae
Gene: brms1la
Product: BRMS1 like transcriptional repressor a
Source: RefSeq, a predicted model, not a curated record